CCAAGGCCCUUCCUGGCAAGAUGAAUCCCACCAGCUUCUUCCUCCUUACAUUGCUCCUGGUUCUGGUGACAGAAGCAGCUGCGAGGAGACCUCGUGAAAAGUUCUCACAAUCAUCUGAAGAACAUGCUAAUGAAAUCUCUGAAGUCGGCGGGAGCAGUGGUGGAUCAAGUUCUGCCAAUGAGGAAUACAGCCGGAGUGAGAGCUCAUGGAGUUCCUUCAAAUCAAAAAAUCCCAAAAGUGGCUUCAGUGAGGAAGGCUCGUGGAGUUCCUUUAAAUCAAAAAAUCCCAAAAGUGGCUUCAGUGAGGAAGGCUCGUGGAGUUCCUUUAAAUCAAAAAAUCCAAAGAGCAGCGUCAGUGAGGAAGGCUCAUGGAGCAGCUUUAAGUCAAAAAGUGCAAAAAGCAGUGUCGGCGAGGAAGGCUCUGAUGGUGACAGAGCCAGCGAGUCUGCAGGGGAAAUAGAGCGGUCUUACACACGGAGAAAGGAAAAGCAACGGUUUGGACAAGAAGUAGCUAAGUGAUAUGGCUAUGGACCAGCUGAAGAUCCGGAUCAAUACAAAGGAGUCACCUUGUCUGAAUGAAGCCUGUGAUAUCUUCAGGAUGGAGACUCCUGUGAAGUCCCAGAGACAGAUCAUGGAUUUCGAUUCUUUCUCAUACUUGUUUUUCUUUUUUUGAGGUUCUCAACCCCAGCAUUUAUUAAAACACUUUCUUUUCAAUAAAAAGACAACAUUCUGCAUCAAA
Molecule: messenger RNA, 738 nt
Organism: Microtus oregoni (creeping vole)
Lineage: Eukaryota; Metazoa; Chordata; Mammalia; Rodentia; Cricetidae
Product: seminal vesicle secretory protein 6-like
Exons: 3
Coding region: 21-518 (165 amino acids)
Source: RefSeq, a predicted model, not a curated record